UUAUCGAACAUAACUCGUGAAGUCUCAUUCAACUCCAGUAUAAGCCCAAUCUUAAAUCCAGCCCAGAACCCAACCCGCCCAAACCGUCUCCCUCAUAGCCGACUGGCCGCCGAAUUUUUUUCAUGAGAAACUCUCAUUCUCUGCGAAUCGCGUCGAAUUUCUCUACUCCUACACUACCAAAUCCCGUAAGCCGCCGCGUCUCCUCUGAAGAAGGCUGAACGUGGUUGCUGUGUCACUUUGUACUCACAAUGAUAUCGCUCAAGGGCAUGCCAACUUCCCUUCUCAGCUAUAGACGGUUGAUCCCUCUAAGACCCUUUUUCAUCGCCUCCUUCUCUACACUGGUCGAAAGGUCAACAGGUUCAAGCACUGCUGCUCUAGUUGACUGCCUGAUUACAACUUUCGAAUUCCCUGAAACCCAAGCCGUCUCCAUCGCGGCGCGAUUCCUCCGUCGCAAAUCUUCCCAAAAGCCCCAAGCUUUGUACGCGUACCUGCGCGACCUCGGUUUCUCUCAUGACCACGUGCAGUCUACGAUCUCUGGGGCACCUCAGAUUCUGUUCGGUAAUGUGGACAAGAACCUCAAACCCAAGAUCGAGCUGUUUCAGAAACUGGGUCUCGAAGGUCCUCGUCUUGGUAAGUUUCUCUCUAAGAAUUCUGCUGUUUUGACUGCUAGUCUGGAGAAGAGGAUGCGUCCUCGACUUCAAAUUCUGCGGGAUAAUUUCUCUGAAAAGGAUGUGGUUAGGGCUGCGGAAAGAUGCAAUUGGAUUAUAUACAAGUUCCCAGAUUCGAGAUUGUUGUCAAACAUAGCUUUAUUGAAAAGCUGUGGCAUUGUUGGGUCUCAGCUCUCGAUGCUGCUCAGGAUGCUGCCUAGGGUUUUUUUGACGAAAGAAUCUGAACUUAGAGGCAUUGUUUCGAGGACUCUGGAUUUUGGGUUUUCAGUGGAAUCAAGGAUGUUUGUACAUGGCUUGUAUACCGUCAGUGGCUGGAGCGACGCUACACUUGACCGGAAGUUUGCUAUCUUUGAGGGUUUUGGGUUUUCAAGGGGAGAAUGUAUUGCGAUGUUCAGAAUUGCUCCGGCCAUGAUGAGGUUGUCUAGUGAGAAGUUACGGUCUGGAGUGGAUUUCUUUUUGAACACCGUGAAUCUGACAAAGGAGGCAGUGGUUCGUAGGCCUGGACUGUUGAUGUAUAGCAUGGAGGAAAGAGUUAUUCCUCGAUAUCGAGUAGUGGAGAUUAUGGAAUCUAAGGGGCUGUUCAAGAAGAAGCCAAAAUUUAGCAAUGUUUUGAAUUAUACAACUGAACAAUUUGUCCAAAAGUUUGUAUUCAUGUACCUAGAUCAUGCAGAGGAACUGCUAAUGGCUCACAAUGGUCACAAUGUGGAUUCUUCUGAAGGUGCAACUUGUCUAUAGGUGUCAGUGGUUUGAUCUGAUCCAGAUACUUCACCUGGAUGAGGCUCCAAGCUUGUUGCCAAAGCUUUUGAUGUAAGGGAUUUGAAAGUAAGCUGCGAUUUGAAAUGUUGGGCAUUUCCUAUUUCAUGGUCCUGUAAAAUUAGUACAUCGAACUAAGAAAAACAAAACGAUUUGUGUUCCUUGGUAUUAUGAUGGGUUGUCAAUGAUGAUGGACUGGGUGCAAGAAACUAAUUUGAUCAUGUGGCGGAGAUGACAGCAAGAAAACUUAUGUCGAUGCCCGUCAAUAUUGUUGAUGCAAUGAUUUUGUGACCAGGCUGCCACCCACUUCAACAUUCUUUGCUUGACCUUAUUCCUGGUAGGUGUUUUAGUAGAGGAGAAGGUCGAGAAAGAAAUACACUGAAACAAGCAUGCCAAAGAAGAAAAAGUAUCCUUCAUCGGAUUCUGUGCAUGCUGCUGCGAAAGAAUUCUUGGAGAAAGCUGCCUGUGAGAUUAUUGGAGCAGCGUAAGCAGGCAGCUUCAAAGGGCCCAUGCAAAUUGACUGUGGCACAACAGAUGAGGAAGAAGCACCUGGGGACUAAUUUCAUCAUAUGUUCUGCUCUUGAUAAGCAUAUGGCAGUGUUGAUACUCUCGGUAUUAUCGUCUCGUGAUGGUGCUGCAGAAAGCAGUCGGAGGAUGACAGUCCGAGAGAUUGUCCCGUUUUGCGCAGUAUCCAUGCUCCUUGAUGGCUAGUUUUUCUGUUAUUUGCCUAUUUGUAGGGGAAAUGGCAUAGCAUGGCAUGUUAUGUGAAUACCCUUUCAACUAGAGAUAGCCCUCAUAUGCUUGGACAUAUACACCAUUUGAUGUGGCAGUAAAAAGGAAGAUUUUCCGGGGAAGAAGAUCCUUUGAAGUUGAUUUUGUUAUGCCUGUGGCCAACAUGUUAGGACUCCAUGUCAACCUAUUCGUCAUGCAGGAAAGCUCAAAACAGGGCUGGCCCCGGCUCUAUUCGACAAAGUGCGCAAGAAGUUAUCCAAUAUGUGUAGCAACAUAGAAUGCUGCUAAAUAUCAAUGUUAUGAAUCUGGCUGUGAUUUUUUCCCCCCCUAGUUUGGUUGGUAAUCAUUUCUAUGCUUAUUACUGGAGUUCUAAUUGAUUUCUAGUAUGGGGUAUCAACGAUUUUCUCGUACGAGUAACGAUGUUCGUGAGUUGUGAAUUCGAUU
Messenger RNA from Linum tenue, 2597 nucleotides. The record is from the annotation of a GenBank genome assembly. Lineage: Eukaryota; Viridiplantae; Streptophyta; Magnoliopsida; Malpighiales; Linaceae.